Messenger RNA from Poecile atricapillus (Black-capped chickadee), 5480 nucleotides. It is a transcript of the gene FAM161A, whose product is annotated as FAM161 centrosomal protein A. The transcript has 7 exons. Gene Ontology annotation, biological process: cilium organization. Lineage: Eukaryota; Metazoa; Chordata; Aves; Passeriformes; Paridae. Gene Ontology annotation, cellular component: cilium; photoreceptor connecting cilium; ciliary basal body. The record is from RefSeq and is a predicted model, not a curated record. The coding region runs from base 1051 to 4269 and encodes 1072 amino acids.
CUUUCCCUGAAGGAGUGGUGUUGCUGUCCUCAGUGCUGCCAGGCUAGAGGUGAGGAGGAUCUUUGCAGUGGGAGCACAUCCCAUUCCUUGCUCUCCUGAUGUCUGCAGGGAUUCCUGAUGCCAUCACAUGAUCCAGAGCCCUACAAAGGGUGUUCACAGUUUCUUCCCCCUGAUCCCAGAAUAAAUGGGUUUUCCCAAAGCUGGCUGAGAAGUCAAAAGUACACUGUUCUAUAAUAAUGCAAAUUAGCUUCCCAACUUCUAAUUCUUAGCCUGACAUUUUGAAUUAACCCUUUCAUCUCUCUUCUUGCUAUACUGAAACAACCUCAUUCCUCUUAAUGUUUAAAGGAGAGUGUUUCUUCCAUUUCUUCUCACAUUUCCAUUCAUGAUUGGUUGGAGCUGGAGCUUUUGAGUAAAUUUCCACCAUGUUGCUGUUGUUGUAACUUGCUAAGCAGAACAAACAGAAUAACUCAAGUACUAAUUAAUACAUUAGACAAUUGAUUUAAGGCACUAAUGCUCUGCAUCAAUUAUUCGUUGAUUGUUUAAAAUUGCAAAUGGUGCCUUACCCCACAGGGUCACAUCCAACAAUGAUCUCUUAGUUUAGGUACUUUGAUUAAAUCUUUCAUCCCCCAUUAUCACAGAGCUACAAUUCUUGACAAAAACAACAACUAUCCUGUGUGAUUUCAUCACAAAAAGAAUUUGUAAUUUCACUACAGUAAAUAGGUUCAUCCAGCAUUAAUGCCUCCUUGUAGAAGCAGAACGUUCCUGCUUAUCCUGAUUUGGGAUAGAAUAUUCCUAGGACAGAAUAUUCCUGCUUAUCCUGGUUUAGGAUAGAAUAUUCCUAGGGCAGAAUAUUGCUGUCUAUCCUGGUUUAGGAUAGAAUAUUCCUAGGACAGAAUAUCGCUGUUUAUCCUGGUUUAGGAUAGAAUAUUCCUAGGACAGAAUACCGCUGUUUAACCUGGUUUGGGAGAGAAUAUUCCUCGGACAGAAUGUUCCUGCUUAUCCCGGUUUAGCCUUGCCCUGCAACUGCUUACCUGAAGUACAAGCUUCAGGAUGGCAGAAACUUUUGAUAACUUGAGGUUGGGAAAAACGUGGUCUCGCCAGCGAGCCUUGGCGGUUCCGACUAAAAUGCUGCAAAAAGGUGUCCAGAAGCCCGCAGGGGCUGCGGGAGGGGAGGUGCUGGGCUCAGCCCUGCCCGGCUGGGGCGGCUCGGGCCGGGCGGUUAACGCGCCCCGGGGCCGCCUCCGCGGGGGCGGAGCGGGAGCCGCCUCCCGGCCCUGCCUGCGCUCCCGGCCCCGCCUGGGAGGGAUGCCCGGCAUGCCCGGCAUGGAGGAGGCGCACCGGGCCGCCCUCCUGGCCGCCUCCUGCCUCCGCACGCCGCUCGACCCCCGCACACGGGCCCCCGCCGCGCUCUACGAGCGGGGAGCGCCGCCCGCAGCCGCGCAGGUACCGCGGGCACGGCCGGGAGGGGCUGGGGGGAACGCGGGGCCGGCGGCUGCAGCCGGAGCUGAUCCGCAGAGGGGUCUCCGCGCUCCCCCGGCCUCCCUGCGGCACCGGGGACACGCACACACACCGGGGACACCUGGCAGAUGGCCCUGCUGCAGAUCCUCUAAUGAGCUUGUGGCACCGCGGCAGAUGGAGGAAUGGCCCGGGAAAGGGACCGGGGUCCUUCCAGCGAUCCAGAAAAGAAACUGGGUUUAUACACGCUGGUGGCAGCGGCAGAUUCAGGGAGGUGCUGGCGCUGGAGGUUCUUUAAAUUCGCUGCUUCGAUCCCGUAAUUCCUACUGCGAUGGCUUUGACUUGGAUUCAAAUACCAGCAGAGAGCAGACCAGCCCUCCAAAGAGAGACUGUGACGAGUGGAUAGACUUUUCCAAAGUGUACAAUUCAAAUCAAGAGUACUACUUGAAGCUGGAAGAGUUGAAGAAUGCCCACAUGGAGACCAUGGCAAAACUGGAAAGUAUGUAUCAGAACAAACUGUAUUUAAAAGGAGUACAAACAUUGGAUAAGAGCAAUGACGCCUCUCCAAAGUGCUGUAGGCCAACUUGGGACAAGAGUUCAUAUCAGCCUCUUAACCUACACAAAUCCUUUUCAGACUCAGACUUGAGUGAUCCCUUGGGCUCAAGCGUAUCCGACGAGUCUGAUAAAGAAUUAGCCUUUGAAGGAAACGGCAGUGAAACUGGAUCAUCCUCAUUUGCUAAGCAGCAGAUUGAAAAAAUGUGGGAUGGGUUCUGUCUGGAAGACUACAUCUCCCGUGCCAAGCACAGCUUGCCCAGCUCACCAACAGGCAGGAAGGUGCGCAAGAAACACAAAGUGUGGUCCCCUAGAGUCACCGUGCCCAAGCCUUUCCAGAUGACCAUCAGAGAAGCUCAGAAGAAAGAGCAGAACAUCAAAUCCAAGUCACAGAUCGAGCUGGAAAAUCACUUACUGAAGAAGCAGCUGGAGGAGGAAGCAGAGUGUCAGAAAAAAUUCCGAGCCAAUCCCGUGCCUGCCGCCGUUUUCCUGCCGCUCUACCACGACAUCGUGCAGCGGAACGAGGAGCGCAGGAGGUCUGUGAAGGAGAGGUGCAAACUCAAGCUCCUGGCUUCCCAAAAGCCGUUCAAAUUCAUUGAGCGAGAGAGGCAAAGGAGUGAAAUGAGGAAAAUGCAGUUAAAAGACAUUUCCCUACCUGAAAAUAAAACCAAAGUGUUCAGAGCGAAGCCAGUCCCAAAAUGUGUUUAUAGUCCGGAUUUCAAUGACAGGCUAAAGGAGGAGGAGCUCUGCAGGGAAAUCAGGAUCAGGAUGAGAGCUGAGGAACUGCUACAGAAUUCAUCUGUACCCAACAGCAGACUGGCCUUAAAAGAGACCAACAAAAAGAAGAAACACAAGAGCACUGAACCAAAGCGACCGGAACACAAACCCAAGGUCAAACCAAGCGUUCCCGAUUUUGAACUCCUACAUGAGAAAUUCCAGAAACGCCUCCUGAAAAAAAAGAAAGUGAAACCCCUCACGGUCUGUGAGCCUUUCGACCUUUGUACUUCAUACAUUCCCUCAAAAAAGGACAAGAUCUUAAAGGACAUUCAAGAGGAUGAAGAAAAAUUGAAGGAGACACGAUGGCCGUUUGCCUCUCCAAGACGGAAACCUCAGAUGGGGCAGUCAGGGGCAAACCCAUUUCUCUUGGGAGGAAAAUCCAAAUCUCCCAAAAACACUGAAUCCACGAGACAACGGCUACAAGCCAUAAGGAAUUCCCUUGAGGAAAAGAGAAAGCUGGAAGAACAACAAAAAAGGAACAGAACCAAGCAGAAACAAAGAACGAAAAAAUUCCAGAAAAUUGUGAUGGCUCGGGCUGAGGCCAAUGACCCACAUCAGAGCCUAGCUCAGAUGUCUAAAACCAGCUUAAAAACACUCAGGAACAACGAGAAGCAGAGAAGGCGGGAAUAUUUGAAAGAAUUGCGAGAAAUGGAAGAAAGAGUGAAACAAAUGCCGCUGCUUUUUGAAAGAGUCACUCAGAAAAAUGCCAGAAUAGCUGCAGAAAAGUAUUAUUCAAACAGACUGAAAGCACUGGGGAUCUGCCCAGAGUUUGUUUCAAAGAAAGGAGGAGCAGCCAAAUCACUGCAAUUCUCCACUCCUAGAGAUUUUACCUCUGUGGCUCUCAGACAAAGCAUCAUCAAGGUUAAAAAGAAAAAAAGGAAAUCCUUUGAGGAAGCAGCUGGUGACAACCCCCAGUCUGAGCAGUCCUGGGAGGAGGAGGAGGAAGAGAAGGGAAGAGGUGUCAAAACCUCCACCCCAGAUGAGCAGGGCAGUGACCUGGAGGAUGGGGACGAGGCCAGAGCCAGCCCUGAUGUCCUGGAGCCUGAAUCCAGCUGGCACAGGGAGGAGGAGGAGGAGGAGGAAGCAAAGUCAGGCCCAUCACUUGGUCAUUCCCAGCAGGAAGAGGAGGAGGAGGAGGAAGAAGACAAGGCAGACCUGUCACUUGGCUACUCCCAGGAGGAAGAGGAGGAGGAGGAGGAGGAAGCUAAAGCAGGCCUGUCUCUUGACCAUUCCCAGGAGGAGGAAGAAGAGGAAGCAAAGGCGGGCCCAUCCCGGGGCCAGUCCCAGGAGGAAGAGGAAGAGGAAGAGGAGGAGGAGGAGGAGGAGGAGGAUGAGUCCAGAGCCAGCUCUGGGUCUGACAGGUCCCAUGAGCACGAUGAAGCAGCUCAGUCAGACCCUGAAGCUGAGGGUGCCUUCCAGUAUGAGGAUGAGGAGUAUGAGAGCGAUGAUUUCGAGGGGAAGCCCAGCGAUGAGGAAGGGGAGUGACAGGAGAGGCUGGAACUCAGGAACCUCUCCCUGCUGCCUGGGAGAACAACUUGGUGCUUUGCUACACAUCCAAAAUUCUGUGAAUUUUUACCUCUUAGCUUAAAAAACCCUGCCAGUGCAGGAAUUCCAUUUGUUUUCCAGUAAGAAAGCUCAGGUUAGUAGUUUUCACCAAGAAAAUAAUUUAGUUUUGUAUUAACCUUCUUUGUUACACUCUUCUGAGACAUCAGUGCAUCUCUGUUCUUAAAAUGAGCUGCAACCUCAUUGUUUAAUAAUAAAUUACACAGUGUGCUGUGUAACUACUUAGGGCUCAGAUUUUAAAAUAAAUUUGAUUUAUAGUAAAAGGUUAACAUUAUUGCUCAUAGAUAAUAUAUUUUUGAGAUAAGUGAAUUUUCUGUUCUUGGGACAGAAAAACCUUUUAAAACCCAAAGCAGCUUCUCAAAGUAAUAUGAAUUACUGAGUGGGAUUUAAAGAAAGAAAGGAAUAAAUUCAGAGUAUGGUUUCAAUUUCCAGAGAAAAUUAAUGGCAAUCAGGUGCUUAAUUCUUAACAUGUCAUCAAAAAAACUAACUUACAGACAAAAUUUUCAUGGAAACUGAGAGAAACUGAGAGAAAAAAGCCUCCACCCACAAACCAGAGCAAAAACCUCAUGAAACACCUGCAAAGAGGUUAAUAAAAUAAUAAAAAAAAUAAAUUAAAAACCAAGACCCAGUAGUCUUGCCCUAAUUAAAUACCUCUGUGUCCACUUUGGCGCAAAGUUGCAUUUGCUGUCUCUGCCUGAAUGUGAGUGCCUGCUUCUUUCAGGGACUGGCCACUAGUGAGGCAAAGCCAGGGGAGGUUUUGGAGCAGGAAUUGCCAUUUUAUCCCUGGAAAAGGGGAAUCUUUUUACCUCAGGUAACUCUAGUUGUAUGAAACUAUGCAAGGAAGUGCUUUAAUACCUCUUCUUACUCACUGGCUACUCAGGACUUCAGCUACUCCACAAAAAAACUCACAAAAAAUGUUGGGGAUUUGGUUUUUUUCUUAUAUCAGUAGUACUUCUCCUACUAUUACUGACUUUCUUGCUAAAAAAUCUGUUAUUAUUUUUUCUUCCUUAUUUUAUCACACAAUUUCUCCGUGUUUGGAAGUUUUUAAAGCAUUUUUACUUUUAUUUAUUUAUGAACAUAACUAAAUGUGAAUUUUAAACUUUUUUUUUUAAACUUGAAUAAAAUGUCUGUGA